AUGGCCAUCUCCUCGCGCCUGGCGCUCUGGGAGCAGAAGAUACGGGACGAGGACCGGGUGCCACCCCCAUCUGCCCUCCCCCUGCUCCUGUCGGUCAUCCCUGGGGGGUUCAUCAAGCAGCUCGUGCGGGAGACCGAGAAGGAGGCGAAGGCGGCAAAACUGAAGAAGGAAACCAAGCCCACAGGAGAGGACGGCGAGGCCCAAGCCGGGGACGGCCCAGCUGCUGGAGGCAAGGCGGUCAGCAAGGGGCAGUCGCUGCAGAACGGGCUGCACGCAGAGGGGCAGGGGGGCGAAGGGGUCGUGGCCCCCCCACGCAAGGAGUUGUGGCCCAGGAGGGCUGCGCUGGGGGCCGUCCCCAGCAAAGGCCCAUCCCCUGCGCCUGGCCCAGUAGCGGCUGUCCCCAAACCAGCGGAGACCCCUUGCCCGGAGGCUCCCAAGGCAGCGAAGCCGUCGUGCCCUGAGAAGAGCCCCAAGGACCCCCACCCGAGGGGCAGCCCCCCGCCUCCAGCCCCAGCACCCAGAAAGGACCCCCAGCGCUGCAGCAAAAUCCCAGCAAAGGAGGGAGACGCACCCAAGGGGACGGGCCCCGAGAGCACCAAGGAGGAGGGGGCACCCCUGAGCCACGAGGAGCCCCCAGCCAAGGAGACAGCCAAGAGGGAGCCGGGGCUGGCCAGGAAGGAGCCGGAGAAGAUGAAGAAAGAUGUCGAAGGUGGCAAGAAGGAGCCAAGGGAAAUCAAAAAGCCUGGAAAAACUGCAACCAAGUCAGAGGGGCUGAAGGGGGAGCCAGGAGGAAUCCAAGAAAAGUCAGAAGAUGUGGCAAAGGAGGUGGGGAAGGCGAAGGAAGAGCCAGGAGAGGGUAAAGAGACACCAGGAGAGAGCAAAGAAACAGGCGAGAGCACGGACAAGGAGCAGGCUCCAAGGGAUGUUUGGUACGAAGCGGAGAAGGUCUGGCUCAUCCAGCAGGAUGGAUUCACGCUCGCCACGCAGCUGAAGCCAGACGUGGGGACGCCCGAGCUGCCGGCAGGGAGGGUGAGGGUGCGCCGGGAGGCGGACGGCAGCGUCACCGAGGUGGAUGAGGACAGCGUGCAGCGGACUAACCCCCCCAGCCUGGAUUACGCCGAGGACCUGGCUGCGCUCGUCAACCUUAACGAGUGCAGCGCCAUGAACACGCUGCAGCAGCGCUACCAGGCCCGGCUGCCCUACACCCGCGCCGGGCCCAGCCUCGUGGCCAUCAGGCCCAGCUUCGCCGCCAGCAGCACCUCGGGGAAGGUGUUCAAGGGGAAGCGGGACAACAUGCCCCCGCACAUCUGCUCGGUGGCACAGAGAGCCUACAGGAACCUGCUGAUGCAGCGGCAGGAUCAGGCCAUCGUGCCCCUGGGGCGCAGCGGGGCUGGCAAGACCACGUGCUGCCAGAGCGCCCUGGAGUAUCUGGUGGGCAUGGCGGGCAGUGUGGACAGCACGGUCUCAGUGGAGAAGAUCCAGGCGAUGUUCACAGUCCUGGGAGCCUUUGGGUCAGUGACCACCGGCCACAGCAGCAGCUCCACGCGCUUCUCCAUGGUCCUGUCACUGGAUUUCAGUGCCACCGGCCAUAUAACCGCUGCUCACCUCCAGACCAUGCUGCUGGAGAGGGGCCGCGUCGCCCAGCAGCCCAACGGUGAGAGCAGCUUCAACAUCUUCCCCCUGAUGCUGGCAGGGCUGGAUGCGGCACACAGGACGGUGCUGCACUUGCACCAGGUGGCUGAAAGCAACUCCUUUGGGAUCAAGCCGUUUGUGAAGCCUGAGGAGAAGCAGAAAGCCUCGGUGGCAUUUGCCCAGCUCCGGGCUGCCAUGGGCACGCUGGGCAUCACGGCGGAGGAGCAGGCAGCCAUCUGGCGCGUCUUAGCCGGCAUCUACCACCUGGGAGCCGCCGGCGCCUGUAAAGUUGGCAGGAAGCAGUUCAUGAAGUUCGAGUGUGCGAACAACGCUGCAGAGGUGCUGGGCUGCGACGUGGAGGAGCUCACCACCGCUGUCUUCAAACACCACCUGAAGCAGAUCCUGGCGCAGGUGACGGCACGGGGCCACCGGCUGCCCCUGGCAGAGGACAGCCCAGCAGGGCCGAAGAUGACGGGUGUGGAGUGCGUGGAGGGGAUGGCGUCGGGUCUCUAUGAAGAGCUCUUUGCCGCAGUCGUCUCGCUGAUCAACAGGUCUUUCUCCUCCCAGCACCUCUCCAUGGCCUCCAUUGCAGUGGUGGACACUCCUGGCUUUCACAACCCACGGCACCAUCGGGGCGAGCGAGCGGCGACUUUUGAAGAGCUCUACCACAACUAUGUGCACGAGCGGCUGCAGGCUCUCUUCUACGAGAAAACCUUUGUUGUGGAAAUGGAAAGGUACAGAGAGGAAAAUGUUGAGGUGUCUUUUGAUCUUCCAGAGCGCUCUCCACUGGCCACGCUGUCCAUCAUCGACAUGAGCUCCUCACAGUCGCAGGUGCUGCCCGGCAGCCCGGGGGACAAUCGCAAGGGUUUGCUGUGGAUCCUGGACGAGGAGGUGCUGAUCCCAGGCUCUGGGGACGGCACUGCCUUCGACCGCCUGUGCUCCUACUUUGCCACGAAGGGACCUGACCAGGAGGGGGAUGGCUACAUGCGCAGGUGUGAGCAGGCGCUGCACUUCGAGAUCUCCCACCAGCUGGGCACGGACCCCGUGCGCUACGACCUCACGGGCUGGGUCAGCAAAGCCAAGCUCAACCUCUCAGCACAAAACGCCAUCCAGGUGCUGCAGCGGUCCACGGUAGACGCCGUGAAGGAGCUGGUGUUGCCGCGCUCACGGGUGCCGCUGGCCUGCCGCGCCGUGGCAGGGCUGGAGGGACACUCUCAGGCGGUCCUGCACCGCAAUGGCUGCGUGAGGAAGACCUUUGCCAGCAGCUUCGCAGCUGUGAAGAAGAGGUCGGUGUGUGCUCAGCUCAAACUGCAGGCGGACGCGCUCAUGAACCUUCUCCGACGGUCCCAGCUGCACUUCGUCCACUGCUUUCUCCCGGGAGGGGGGUCGGAGGGGCCAGUUCCUCGGCCCCCCGCGCCGCCCGAUGCAGCCCUGCGGCUGGACGUGCCGACCCUGCAAGCCCAGCUGGAGGGGUCUCAGCUCCUGGAUGCCCUGCGCCUCCACCGCGUCGGGUAUGCGGAUCGCCUGCUCCUGACCCAGUUCCGACGGCGCUUCCAGGUUCUGACUCCGGACGUCAUGAAGAAAUACACCUCUGCCUACGAGGUGCCGGAUGAGAGCAAGGCUAUAGAGGAGCUCUUCCAGGCGCUGGACCUGGAGAAGAAGAGCGUUGCCAUAGGACGCAGCCAGGUUUUCCUGAAGCCAGGGGUCAUCUCCAGACUGGAGAAGCAACGUGACAAGCUGAUAGCCCAGAAGAUGCUCCUGCUCCAGGCUGCUUGCAAGGGCUUCCUCAGCCGUCAGAAGUUCAAGAGGUUGAAGAUCCAGCGCCUUGCCGUCCGCUGCAUCCAGAAGAACCUGGUGGUCUUCCAGGCAGUCAGGCACUGGCCCUGGUGGCAGCUCCUGAGCCGCGUGCGGCCCUUGCUCAGCGUAAACCUCGCGGAGGAUCAGCUCCGUGCAAAAGAAGAGGAGCUGACGGCGCUGAGAAGGAAGCUGGACAAAUCUGAGCAGGCAUGCAGCGAGCUCAGGCAGACCACAGAGAAGCUGGAGAGCAAGAUCAUCGACCUGACGACGGAGCUGUCGGACGAGCGGUACAAGGGCGACGUUGCCUGCCAGGUCCUGGAUGGGGAGCGGGCAGAGAGGCUGCGGGGUGCCCGCGAGCUGCAGGAGCUGCAGAGCAAACACGACCAAGUGCAGAAGAAACUGGAGUUGGUGGAAAGGCAGCUGGAAGAGGCCCAGCAGCUGGUUCAGCUGCGUGAGAUGAAGAUAAGCGGCUCUGGAGGAGAGGACGAGUGGCAAGUGCGCUUUGACUGCGCGCAGACAGAGAUCGCCUUCCUGCGGAAGCGGCUGGUGCAGCUGGAGGAGCGGCUGGAGUCCGAGCUGGGCGCCAGGAUGGGGCUUGAGCAAAAGCUCGGUGAGGUGCAGGCAGCAUGCGAGGCAGCCAAGAAGGUGUCCCAGCAGCUGCGGCGGCGGUGCAGGCGGCUGGCCUGUGAGCUGGAGGACGCGCGGGUGCUUGCCGAGAGCCAGCAGAGCCGCAGCCACGAGCUGGAGAAGAGGCAGAAGAAGUUUGACCUACAGUUAGCCCAGGCCCUGGGGGAGUCUGCCUUUGAGAAGAGCCUCCGUGAAAAAGUGUCUCAUGAGAACACCAACAUCCGAUGGGAGAUGGGCAAACUUCAGCAGAGCUUAGAGCAGAAGGAGGCGGAGGCGGCCAGCCUGGCGCAGCGGGUGACCGUGCUGGCCGGCCGGGUGCAGGAGCUCAGCACCCCCAAUGCCCUGGAUGCCCGCGCCAUGCCCGUGCUCAAGAAGCAGCUCUGGGACCUGGAGGCAAGUGCUGCUGAGCAGCGGAAAGAGCUGGAGCGGCAAACGGCCGCGGUCGAUCACCUGGAGCAGCUCCACCAGAGGCUGGAGCUGGAGAUAGAGCGGAUGAAGCAGAUCCACCAGAAGGAGCUGGAAGACAAGGACGAGGAGCUGGAGGAUGUGCGGCAGUCCUGCCAGAGGAGGCUCCGGCAGCUGGAGAUGCAGCUGGAACAGGAGUACGAGGAGAAGCAGAUGGUGCUGCACGAGAAGCAAGACCUGGAGGGGCUCGUUGGCACCCUGUGCGAGCAGAUUGGCCACCGUGACUUCGACGUGGAGAAGCGGCUGCGGCGGGACCUGCGGCGGACGCGUGCCCUGCUCGCCGACGUGCAGCUGCUGCUGGCAGCCCCCGGGGAGCCCGGUGCCAGCACCCAGGAGCUGGAGCGGCUGCGCAAGCAGUUGGAAGAGAGCGAAGCAAAGUGCGCAGAGGUCCAGAAGUCCCAGCAGACAGCGGCCCUGGAGCUGGAGAACUUACAUACAGAGCUGGAGACCCUCAGCAGAAACAAGACCCUGGUGGACGAGCAGCUGUACCAGCUGCAGCACGAGAGAGCCGACCUCCUGAAACGCAUCGAUGAGGACCAGGAAGACCUGAACGAGCUCAUGGAAAAGCACAAGGCUCUGAUUGCCCAGUCGGCAACGGAUAUCGCUCAGAUCCGGGAGCUGCAGACACAGGUGGAAGAUGUGAAGAAAGAAAAGCAGAGCCUUCAGGAGAAGCUGCACGCAGCGCAGGCAAGAGCAGUGCACCUGGAGCAGUGCCCAGCCGAGCGCUCCAUCAUCAGCCGGCAGGAAGCCCGCAUCCGCGACCUGGAGAGCCAGCUGGACUUCCAGGCUGUGCAGAUGAAGCGCUUUGAGGUGCUGGUACUGCGCUUGCGAGACAGCAUCAUAAAGAUGGGCGAGGAGCUGGAGAAGGCGGCCGAGUCAGAGGCGCGGGAGAAGGAGAGCACCAGGUACUACCAGAAGAGGAUGGAGGAGAUGAAGGCUGACAUGGACGAGCUGGUGCAGAGGGAGCUGGAGUCCAGCCGUCGGCGUGUGGAGCUGGAGCAGCAGCUGGCGGAGCUGGCGGCGGUGCGGCAGGUCUUGCAGGCUGACCUGGGGACCUCCAUCCGGCGCAUCGCCGAUCUGCAGGUGGCCCUGGAGGAGCUGCGGUCCAGCGACGAGAGCGAUGCCGAGAGCGUGCAGACGGCGCGGGAGUCGCUCUGCUCCAGGAGAGAGACGGAUGCCUGCUCCAGCAUCGGCUCCACGCUGAGUCUGGAGCCCGCAGAGAGCAUCAAGUCCUGGCCGAGUUCAUCCGUGGGCUGGUCCUCCCCGGCGGGUGCCAGCGUGGCCGGGAGCCUCUCGGCACAGUCCGUCGGCAGCCGCAGCACCCAGGGCCCAAGGGUGAGCAGAGACACAAAGGAGCCAGCACCGAGCCGGCCAGCUUCUUCCCAGAGCACUGCCAGGUCUGUCGAUGCUGCGGAUCUGGGGAGGAUGGCAAGUCCCUUGCUCGGUGCUAGAAGACGGGCAUACGGAAAACUCCCGGCAGACGAAGAGGAGCUGGAAAGCCCAAAAAAGCCUGCGGGUAGGAUAGGAGAGACGUCCCCGUCGGUGCUGCGGCGGGGGGGCUCCCCCGCCCCGGACCGGAGGUUCCCCAGCCCACUGUCUCCGACGGUGCCGAGGAGGAGGGGGGUCUCUCCGUCAGCAGGGCCCGUGCCCAGCUCCUCGGCCGCCCUCUCCGAGUACGUGGAGGAGCUGCGGCGGCAGCGGGUAGCGGAGCGGGAGCAAGGGCACCCGGUGCUGGGUGACACCUCUCCCCUCCCUAUUUACCGCACCACCGGUGCCGCAGCCCUGCGUCGUUGCAGGGCUUUCCCGGUGGCGGAGGAUUCCCUGGGGAAGCUGGAGGGGAAUCUGCCAGGGGAAGGGGAAGCAGCAGGCGCCAGCCUCAUGCGCUCCUCCAGCCUGCGAAGCAUGGCCUCGGAGCCAGCCGAGCCGGCACGCUCUCCAGUGCUGAAAAGAGCAUCAAAGUUUGGCUCCUACGAUUCCCUCCUGCAAACCCUCGAUGGCUCCGGCCGCUGGCCGAGCUAUUCGGCCGCAGGGAUGGAGGUGCUGGGCGUGCCGCGGCCGAGCUCCUGGAGAAGGUACCUGGAGCCGUCGGUGGAAGAUGUGGAGGUGGGAAGGGGCUCUGGGGGGCUCCUGAGCUCACCAUCCAGCGACGGGCUGGGCGAGGGGAAGGGGAGCGACCCCUUCAGCUGGCGAAUACCCACCCUCAACUACGAGAGGAGAACCAAUGUUGACUUCGACGACUUCCUCCCAGCCAUUCGCAAAUCUCGCUCCACCAGCAGCCUGGCCAAGCCCGGGAGGGACAGAAAGGAUGGACACCGGCCCCUCACUGUCCGCUUCGAGGAUGAGGCCAUAGCGGGCAGCUCAGCAUCCUCUGAGACGAAGGGCAUGGUCAAGCGCAGCCCAGUCCCCCGGGAGGACCCCGGGGACCUCUCUGACUCCUCCUCAUCCUCUGGCUCCCUCCUGUCCUCUCGGAGCGCUGACAGCAUCAAGCGCCGGCCGCAGCCCCAGAGAGGGGACGGGGAGGGAUGCAGCGGCAAAGCCAGCACCCAGAGCAGUGGGAUGAGCCACCGGGCGGAGGCAGAAGGGAAGGAAGACGAUGUCAACAGCAUCAUGAGGAAGUAUCUGGGAAAAGACUAA
Molecule: messenger RNA, 7155 nt
Organism: Haliaeetus leucocephalus (bald eagle)
Lineage: Eukaryota; Metazoa; Chordata; Aves; Accipitriformes; Accipitridae
Gene: MYO18B
Product: myosin XVIIIB
Exons: 42
Coding region: 1-7155 (2384 amino acids)
Cellular component (GO): myosin complex
Molecular function (GO): cytoskeletal motor activity; ATP binding; protein binding
Source: RefSeq, a predicted model, not a curated record